Lingula anatina is the source of this 1528-nucleotide messenger RNA. Its product is annotated as succinate dehydrogenase [ubiquinone] iron-sulfur subunit, mitochondrial. Gene Ontology annotation, molecular function: oxidoreductase activity; 2 iron, 2 sulfur cluster binding; electron transfer activity. Gene Ontology annotation, cellular component: mitochondrial membrane. NCBI's taxonomy places the organism in Eukaryota, Metazoa, Brachiopoda, Lingulata, Lingulida, Lingulidae. The record is from RefSeq and is a predicted model, not a curated record. Gene Ontology annotation, biological process: respiratory electron transport chain; tricarboxylic acid cycle; aerobic respiration.
CGUGGAAAGUUUCGUAAGUUAACAUGGCGUCGUCACGGUCGCUCAUGAAAAGCCUGCAUCAGAAUUAUGCAUUAAUUCCUUUUAUCCAGGCACGGUUUUGCCAGACAGCAGCAGCGCCAGCUCUCCACCCAAAACUAAAGAAGUUCAGCAUCUACAGAUAUGAUCCAGACAAGCCAAACAAGAAACCAGCUCUGCAGGAGUAUGAAGUUGACCUCAACGAUUGUGGUCCUAUGGUCUUAGAUGCCCUUAUUAAGAUAAAGAACGAACAGGAUCCAACCUUGACCUUCCGUCGCUCGUGUCGUGAGGGAAUAUGUGGCUCCUGCUCCAUGAAUAUUAAUGGUGCCAACACACUGGCUUGUAUAUGUAAAAUUGAUGAAGGCAGUAAGGCUACCAAGAUCUACCCUCUCCCACACAUGUACGUCAUCAAGGAUCUUGUGCCGGACAUGAAUAAUUUUUAUGCCCAGUACAGAUUCAUAGAGCCGUAUUUGAAGAAGAAGGAUGAAAACGAGGCAGAAAUAGGAACGAAGCCAUAUUUUCAGAGCCCAGAAGAUAGGGCCAAACUGGACGGGCUGUAUGAGUGUAUUCUCUGUGCGUGUUGUAGCACCUCCUGCCCCAGCUACUGGUGGAACUCUGACAAAUACCUGGGACCUGCUGUUCUCAUGCAGGCAUACAGGUGGAUGGUAGACUCACGUGAUGACUUUCAACACGAGCGCCUGGAAAAGAUGCGAGGCGCCUACGCUGCGUACAAGUGUCAUACCAUCAUGAACUGCACGAGAGUUUGCCCUAAGGGCUUGAAUCCUGGCUGGGCCAUUGGAGAGAUCAAGAGAAUGCUUCAAGGUUAUGGCGAAUAUAAAGCAGAACAAGCUGUUUAGUGGAAUUCACGUGGAUAGUUUUGUAACAGUGUUUUUUAUUGAAGCAAAUUCUUCACCUGCGGACUAUAUGUAACAUAGCUUUUGAUUGGUGCAAAAGGGAUGAGUCUUUGACAUUGUUUUUGAGGAAAGCAAACUGGUCUGAUUCUGUGUAACAAGACGUGUGAUUGGAGAAGAUCAGACGAGUUUGUUACAAGGUAUCUGAUUGGAGUAAAUUAGUUUAUCUUGGUGUCAUUAUUCUGAAGGGAAGAAAACUCUUUGGUCUGUAUGUGUAACAAGCAUAAACCCUUCAGGAUAAUGUUCAAAGUUGAUGGAUUUUAUAUAAAUAUAUCAUGAAUAUAUGCUCUUUGUGCUAGUAUAAUAUUUGGUUUUCCUCCUAGAGUCAAGAAACCCAUUUCCUUUAUUGAUAAACAUAUUCAUUAAGCAUAUUUAAAUUUACAUACUUACAACUUUGUCUAAAAGAAUGUUUUGAACUUCCACUUAUUAAAUUGUUAGUAAAUCAGAAAUAAGAAACUCGUCUAGAUUUUUAGGAAUGUGCAAAUGAUGAAGUAACUUGACAAUAGAGAUGGUAGUACCUGUUGCUGCCUUUGAAGUUCUGAAAAAUAAAAUGUUUUAAAUUUUAAAUCGGAAGUGAAAAUAAAUGUGAUGGUUGUUUUUCA